UCAAGUUGGUGACGUUGACGAGGAGGAGGCUGAAGACGAGACGAUUUGCUUAGUUCGUCGUCGACGGAGGUUGGACUUACUCGAGGAAGUCGUUGCGAAUUCGUCGUCUGCAUCAGAGGAAGAGUUUGAGAUGGCUAACACAUCAGAGAAUACGCUGUCGUCUAAGCCAGUGUCGAGGAUGUCACAGAGCGAGAUGAUGGAACGAGCGAGGAAGCGGUUGAGGUCGAACAGUAAUGCUGGUGGGCAGGGUGGUCAGGCGAUGCCUCUCGUGCCUCGUUAUUCUAAGAUAGGUGCGUCGCCUGAGACGCCCGUUGUUAUAGGGGGUGAAGGUUUUCAUCCUCUAUCGUCGUCGUCGCCGCCGAGGCCGUUUCAGGUGUCGUCGACUGCUGUUGCUGCGACUAGGCCCCCUGCUGCGUCGGCCAAGAAGCGUCCUGCUGACAAAGGUUCCGUCGAGGAUACUGUUGUCACUCUGCCCCCGAACUUCUUGGGCGACGGUGAAGAUGCCGUUGUUUGGCCGCAUGCAGACCGUUUGAUAUUGCCCUCGACGUAUCAGCGUUAUCAUGAGGUCGUACCUCUUUCUGUCGCGUCGGACGCUGCUGAACUAAGCCUGCGGGCGUCACAGGCUGCUUUGGCCGUGCGUAGGCAGUGCUCCUUGCUGUGCGACGAGCUUAUCUCCUCGAAGAACCAAGUGGCUAUGGCGAAGAAGGCGGCGACUUCUUGGGAAGGUAAGUGGAUGGCUUCUGAGAAGAAGUUGGUCGAUCUUGCUGCGGCGGUUAAGUCGAAAGACGAACAAUUAAAGGGCAAGGACGACCAGAUUGCUGACGCGUCGAAGGAGUUGGAAAGGGUAAAGGGGGAGUUGGCGUCGACCGUGGAAGAAAUGCAAGGGUUAAGGAUUUUAUACGACGCUUUGCAGGAGGAGUUUAAGGAUUGCGAGGCUUUGGCUGUGUGGAGGACGAGGGCGCAGAUGAUGUUCUCGUGUUUGAAGGGGGAGGUUAGCCUCUGGCCAUGCCAAAAAGAGGUGGAUGACUACCUUGCUAAUGGUGGUACCCUUGAGGAGUUGUCGGUGCCGGUGGUGGACGCGGAUGAGUUGGCGAUGGAAGCCGACACUGCUGGUACUAACGGAGCUGAUGCCGAUGUCGCCCCUCUGGCCGAAGACGUUUCUUCCGUUGAUCGAGAGGGUGAAGCGUCCAUGGAGCAAGGCGAGGGAGAUGUUCCCGUCGUCGCCCCUCCCGAGGUGGACUUGGCAGACGCGACGGUCAAUGUUGACAUGCCCCCGAUAUCGGAUCAAGUUGUCUCGACCCCUCUUCCAGACGAACAUAUGUAAUGGCUAGUUGAUGUUUUUAUGUAAUAGUUAGUGGUAUGGAUAUUUUAGUUUUUGUUGUUGCAUUUUGGAUGUUUUUACUCGUCGUCGAUGGCGGCGGCGAGGUGUUUGGAUAUUUUGUGUGUUUGUGUUUUCGCUUGAUGAUGUGAAAGUCGUGGCCUUUGGGGUCGCGCGUUGUGUGGUGUUUGUGAUAAAUUUGUUUUUCUUUUCCUU
This is a messenger RNA of Spinacia oleracea (spinach), 1534 nucleotides long. RefSeq lists its product as uncharacterized. The transcript is spliced from 3 exons. The record is from RefSeq and is a predicted model, not a curated record. Bases 131 to 1324 code for a protein of 397 amino acids. Lineage: Eukaryota; Viridiplantae; Streptophyta; Magnoliopsida; Caryophyllales; Amaranthaceae.